AUGGCAGAGUCCAGAGUUCAUAAUCAGUUUAAACUCACCUCAGAAGACAAUGUGAGGGCUGAUGUUGGUGAAGAGGUCACCCUACCCUGUCACCUCUCACCUGACACCAGUGCUGUUGCCACGACGAUCAGGUGGUUUAAAGGGACAGAGUGUAUUUACCUGUAUCAGAAUGGCCAGGUGACAGAGACUAGUGGCUAUGAGGGCAGAGUGAGUCUGAUCACCCAGGAGCUGGAGAGAGGCAACGUGUCUCUGAGGCUGAGAGACUUCAGGAGGUCAGAUACAGGAGACUACGUAUGUCAGGUCAUCCAUGGAGAACAGAAGGAGGAGGCUGCAGUGGGUUUAAGGGUCAGAGAGUUGAAGAUGGAAAAAGAAUUAAAAGAGAAAUUAAGACAGGAGAUGAUGAACCAACUAGAGGAGAAAGACACACAACUGGAUGAUAUGACCCAGGAAGUGAGAGAGAAAGAGAGACUACUGGAGGAGAAGAACCAGAUAAUGGGACAGAGGGAGAAAAUAUUACAAGAGAAAGAAAACCAACUGGAAGAGAAAGACAAGCAACUAAAGGAUAGAGACAUUCAACUAGAGGCACUGAGAAAGAACCUGCAGGACAAGAACAGCCAAGUAGAGAACUUCAGAGUCCUACUGCAGGAAAAAUACCUUCAACUAGAGGACAGACACAAACUGGGAGAGAAGGACAGACUACUAGAAGAGAAAGAUAAACAGCUGGAAGAGAGAGAUAAAGUACUGGAGGGAAAAGAAAACGAACUAAAAGAGAGGAGACAGGAACUAGAAAAGAAAGAUAACCUACUAGAGGAGAGAGAGAAGCAGUUAAAGGAAAGAGACAAACAGCUGGAGGAUGUCAACAAUGAAAAUGCUAAACUGACUCAACAGAUAUGUGAUGUGAAGACUGAGGUAGAGAGACUGAGAAGAGAGAUCUCAGCCCAGAUGACUGAACCUGGAGAGACGUCAGAUACAGGUUCCAUACUCCCAGUCAGGAGGAGACAGAGCAUGAAGCUUCCUCCAGACAUAUGUUGA
Salvelinus namaycush (lake trout) is the source of this 1032-nucleotide messenger RNA. Its product is annotated as trichohyalin-like. NCBI's taxonomy places the organism in Eukaryota, Metazoa, Chordata, Actinopteri, Salmoniformes, Salmonidae. The record is from RefSeq and is a predicted model, not a curated record. The coding region runs from base 1 to 1032 and encodes 343 amino acids. The transcript is spliced from 6 exons.